AAAAUAAUAUUGAAAUAAUGAAUACAAUUAUUGAGAAGAAUAUAAUACCAACAAGUAAUAAUACAUCAAUUGAAACAUUAAAUGAUUUAAUAUAUGCGUUACAUCAAGUAUUUGAAAGUAAUUCGGUGAAUAUUGAUUAUGUUAGUUAUUUAAUGAAAUCGUAUAAAUCAAAUUCAGUUGAUUGGAAAAAAUUUGCGAAAUUUGAUCGUUAUAGGUAUACAAGAAAUUUAGUGGACGAAGGAAAUGGAAAAUUUAAUUUGAUGCUACUUUGUUGGGGUGAAGGUCAUGGGUCUGCCAUACAUGAUCAUGCGAACGCUCAUUGUUUUAUGAAAGUGCUCCAAGGAGAACUUGAAGAGGUACGUUUUAGUUGGCCAGAGAAAGUACUAGAAAAUGACAAUACCGACAUCAACGAUGAAAGUAGUGCAUUACAAGAAAUUUCAAGAAGUAGACUUGAAUUAAACAAUGUCUGCUAUAUAAAUGAUACAAUGGGACUACACCGUGUUGAAAAUCCUUCACAUUCAAAUGUUGCAAUAAGUUUACACUUAUAUUGUCCACCGUUCGAUGCUUGUCAUAUAUUUAAUCAACAAACUGGAAAAAAAACUGUCAGCCAAGUAACAUUCUGGUCCAAAUUUGGUAGCAGACGAAACCGGGAUAUCCAAGCAAAUCGUGAACCUGAAGAUAAUUAAAUACAUGGAAGUAACACCAAACACUUUUGUCCAGAAACUUCAAUUAAUUAUAUCUUGAAUUUUGUA
This is a messenger RNA of Chrysoperla carnea, 752 nucleotides long. Its product is annotated as cysteine dioxygenase type 1. The record is from RefSeq and is a predicted model, not a curated record. The transcript is spliced from 5 exons. Gene Ontology annotation, biological process: L-cysteine catabolic process. The coding region runs from base 18 to 686 and encodes 222 amino acids. NCBI's taxonomy places the organism in Eukaryota, Metazoa, Arthropoda, Insecta, Neuroptera, Chrysopidae. Gene Ontology annotation, molecular function: cysteine dioxygenase activity; ferrous iron binding.